This is a messenger RNA of Metopolophium dirhodum (rose-grain aphid), 369 nucleotides long. Its product is annotated as major centromere autoantigen B-like. NCBI's taxonomy places the organism in Eukaryota, Metazoa, Arthropoda, Insecta, Hemiptera, Aphididae. The coding region runs from base 1 to 369 and encodes 122 amino acids. The record is from RefSeq and is a predicted model, not a curated record. The transcript has a single exon.
AUGACUACGUUAAAACAAAAGCGGUUGUCGCUUCGCGAAAAAAUUGACAUUUUAGAUUACCGUAAAAACAACGGAAACGUAGGAAUUCGUGCACUCGCAGAAAAGUUUCAAGUUGGAAAAACACAGAUCGCAGAUAUUGUUUCUAACACAGAAGAAAUUUAUAAAGCGUGGGUUGAAAAUGGAAAUGAAGAACGAAAAUUAACGAAACUAAGAAAAUGUGAAGGCAGUGUGAUUGAUAAAGAACUUUUGGUCUGGUUUAGCAAAACUCGAGAAAAAAAUUUACCAGUUUCCGAACCAACAGUACAAGAAAAGGCUAAACAACUUGCUGAAGUUCACGGAUUAAACGACUUUAAAGCUUCAAAAAUCUAA